Messenger RNA from Penicillium longicatenatum, 747 nucleotides. RefSeq lists its product as uncharacterized. The record is from RefSeq and is a predicted model, not a curated record. The transcript has 2 exons. Lineage: Eukaryota; Fungi; Ascomycota; Eurotiomycetes; Eurotiales; Aspergillaceae. Bases 1 to 747 code for a protein of 248 amino acids.
AUGGCCAAGAAAAAAAUGGGCCGCUCCAUGAAGUGUGUCAAGAGAGCAAUGUCCUUUCGCAAUAUUUUCAGGGAACGUCCGAGUGAAGCUGAAACCCAAGGCGACAAAGUCGAUCCUCUACCCCAAGACGACGAUCAAGACAGAGGUUCUCAUCACGAGAGCCCUCCAAGCCCUCCAAGCCCUCCCGAAUCCGAGCACCACAUCAGCCUCUCCAACCUCUCCAAUCCCAACGGCACCCCAAGCACAAUAAGCACCCCGACCUACCUCGAACUAUCCAUCUCCGAACCAGAAUCCAAUGAUCCCCAAACCCCCACCGACACAACACCCUGGCCCUGGUCCAUCGAAGACGACGAACUAGCGUUAGACGCCUACUUCGAAAAAUUCGAGACCAACCCAUUCCUACGAGCCCCAGAUCCAAACCAAUCCCAAUACCGGGACUGGCUUCGAGGUCUUCACGGCCCCUUACCCAGGGGCUGCAGGAACUCUAUCAAAAAGAGGAAAUGCAUUCCCUCUGAGCAUCCAGAGUACCAGGAUAAGGUUGUUGGUUCCGAUCCUAUUGGUCUGUUCGAGCCUAUUGAGCAUGUUGGGGUUGCGUUGUCGACUAAGUCUUUUGUUCGGUUUGAGAAGAUGAAUCCUUAUAAGUAUUUUGGGCUUAUUCCGGAUAAGCCGCGAAUGGUUGGGGAUGAGGGUUGUUGUGCUUUGGGGUUUUGUCCGCAGUGUGUGCUUGGGAAGGAUGUUUCUGUUUAG